ACUGUAAAGUCCGCAAACUGCUGACGUCAUACCGGAUGCAUCACCCCCGUUCAUCUGUAAUGAGAUUGUACAUCCCACGCAAGUGUGGAGGACGUGGCUUCUUAAACGCCAAGAACCUCCAUAAUCGUGAGGUGUGCAAUCUCAGAGAUCAUUUUCUCAAGAUGAAUGUGAGUAUGUUUCAGGAUGUCGUUGCAGUGGAUAAGGGACUUACCCCGCUAUCCCUAGGCAAAGAGAACUGGCGCAAGCCUAUAGUAAUUAGUAACUCAGAUCGUGUGGCAAUAUGGAAGAGCAAGGAGUUGCAUGGACGAUUCUACAAGGCCCUUACUGGGCCGGAUGUAGAUCAAAUAACAUCUGUAUCUUGGUUGCAAUUCGGUGACCUCUUUGGGGAAACCGAGGGUUUUGUCUGUGCAAUUAUGGACGAAGUUAUAAAGACGAGAAACUACCGGAAACACAUUAUGAAAGAUGGCACUCUAGACAUCUGUCGAGCGUGUCAUCGUCCUGGGGAGUCCCUCAGGCAUAUUGUGCCCGGGUGUUCUCACCUUGCUAACGGCGAAUACUUGCACAGACAUAAUCAAGUAGCCAAGAUAAUCCACCAACAGCUUGCUCUUCAAUAUGACCUUAUCGAUUUUGAGAUGCCUUACUAUAGGUACGACCCAGCGUCAGUUCUUGAAAAUAGCAGUGCAUUGCUCUACUGGGACCGAACGAUUAUCACUGACAGGUAUAUUGUAGCCAAUAGACCUGAUAUAGUGCUAGUCGAUCGGUCAGUGCGUCGUGCAAUAAUUGUUGAUAUUACAGUUCCACAUGACGAUAAUCUGGUUAAAGCCGAAAAGGAAAAAGUAUCAAAAUACUUGGACCUUGCUCACGAGAUUACCGCCAUGUGGAAUGUUGAGUCAACUAUUAUUGUUCCGAUAGUUGUUUCAGUCAAUGGUCUUAUAGCGAAAAGCUUCGACCAACACCUUAAGAAGCUUUCGCUUAACUGUUGGAUCAAGAGUCGGAUACAAAAGGUUCCUCACUCUGGAGCCCUGACCACCGGUUGCUUGGGCACUCAAAUGUCCCGCAGCGGGAGGGUGAAUUUUUUUUAUAAAUUUUUAAUAAUGUUUUGUAUUUUAUACUUAUAUUGUUAAAAAUUUUAAAAAAAAGAAGUAAUAAAUAAA
Messenger RNA from Bicyclus anynana (squinting bush brown), 1154 nucleotides. RefSeq lists its product as uncharacterized. Bases 36 to 1124 code for a protein of 362 amino acids. NCBI's taxonomy places the organism in Eukaryota, Metazoa, Arthropoda, Insecta, Lepidoptera, Nymphalidae. The transcript is spliced from 2 exons. The record is from RefSeq and is a predicted model, not a curated record.